AUGCCAUUUUCAUAUAAAGUCAUACAAAAUACGCUGCUGGAGUCACAGCGAGCCCCUGAUGCCCAGACCGUGCAAAGUUUUCAGACCGCACAAUCUGGGGAUCCGAGUCCUGGCGCCCCACAACUUCGGGGGCGACGCGAGGUCCAGUCCCCAGUCGCCCUCCCCGGUCCCGGCCCUCCGGGCAGCGUCCCGCGGACGGGCGCGGACGGGCGCGGCGGGACCGAGGCGGUUCCAGCCCGAGCGCCGGCCCGGAGGGGAGCCGCCCGAGCGCCCCGUUUCCCACAGACCCCAACAUGGCGUCGGCCGCCGCCGCCCGCGCCAACACCUCCCCGCGCCACGGCCAGCCCGGGCCCGCGGGGGCAGGCGCCCGCAAAGUUUCGCUUCUCCCUCCCCAGCCCGCCGCCGCCCAGUGCGCCCCGACCCCCACGGCACCUACCCGGCCCGACGCGGGCGGCGGCGCCGAGGGUGCGAGUCCUCCUCGUCGUCGCCGACUCCGGGCACGGACUCUGCCUGCUCCCCGGCCCCAGCCUCGCAGGGUGCGUGGGGCCCCGCGAGGCCGGCGCGAUCCGGACGCGGCGGGCGCAGCCGCUCGCAGGUGACUUCACCGCUCCUCCAGUCGAACCCGACAACGGCCGCCCGGGCUGGCUUCCCUCCUGCGCGCGCACUGGCGCGCCCCCGCCCAAGCGACAAACGCGGGCACGAGCACACCCGCCCUGCCCUUUCUUCCCGGUUCCCUCGCCCCGCCCAUCGCCUUGCCCUUCCCCUCCAUCCCCACGCGACCGCACAAGGGGCGGGGCCUUCCGCGGAGGCCACACCCACUGGGGGGCCUCUCCGGGCGGGGUUGUGGGACGCGUCUCUGUACAGAGGUGGUGCUCACCGGAGCCGGCUGAGGCAAUCCUGGGUCGCCUGACCUGA
Molecule: messenger RNA, 915 nt
Organism: Grammomys surdaster
Lineage: Eukaryota; Metazoa; Chordata; Mammalia; Rodentia; Muridae
Product: basic proline-rich protein-like
Exons: 1
Coding region: 1-915 (304 amino acids)
Source: RefSeq, a predicted model, not a curated record